AUUGUUUUUUACUUUUGAUAUUUUGUUCGCAUAUGACUUGCUCAACUGAAUUUAGAUUGGUUCAUGUUCAUUUCUUUCAACGUGGAGAUAGGGAAAGGCAGUCAAUAUGAUUCUAGAAUUAGUCCCGGUCUUAGGAUUCUUCAGUGUCUUAGUUGAAGUCAGUUUUGGUGCUACAUGUAACCCACCGUGUAAUGGCGUAGGAGAAAUCUGCAGUCUUGUUGAAGGGAAUCCAACGUGCACCUGUGGCAGAAUUUGUACAUUUGACUACCGACCAGUAUGUGGAUAUAACGAGAAGGAGAUGACAAGUAGAACUUUUGGCAAUAAGUGUGCAUUGGAUGCAGCUAUCUGUAAUGGAGAAAAUCUAAAACUGGGUCACGCUGGAGAAUGUUUACUUAAGAUGGACUGUGCCUGGUACUGUAAGGAUUGCAAGCCAGUUUGGACAGAUGUCUCCAAAAAGGCAUACAAAAUGGCCGCCCGUCAGUGUGGGACUUGUUCUAAGGGGGUCAAGUCUUCAGAUUCAACAUAUUCUUGUGAAGCGUGCGCAAAAGAGAAGCAACGAGGCCCUUCAUAUUGCUUUGUUUGUGAAUCACUGGCAAAACAAUCCACGCCUAUAAAAUCAAAAAAGAAUAGAAAGCAAAAUAAGCAAAAUAGGAACAAGAGACCCAAACCUAAUCACCAAGGGUUCCUUUUCAAGAAUUUCUUUGUCAUAGGUGGUAGUAAUUGAUUCAUCCUCUGCUCCUGCUGAUCAAUUGAUAAUAAAAAUUGAGAACGA
Molecule: messenger RNA, 772 nt
Organism: Owenia fusiformis
Lineage: Eukaryota; Metazoa; Annelida; Polychaeta; Sabellida; Oweniidae
Source: the annotation of a GenBank genome assembly